Messenger RNA from Miscanthus lutarioriparius, 435 nucleotides. Lineage: Eukaryota; Viridiplantae; Streptophyta; Magnoliopsida; Poales; Poaceae. The record is from the annotation of a GenBank genome assembly.
AUGAAGAUGAGUUCAUCACUUGAGGAUGGGGCCGCGGGUGCUCUUGUAACCAAACAUUCAGGUGUCUUUCAACAGGUUGAUCAAGAUAUUCAUGGAAUGCAAGAAUGUGGUGAAACAUGUCAAGAGGAUAUGAAGAAGUUAUCUGCUGAUUUGUUGGGAAAGCUUGGUAAAAUGGCGCAAGGUGUUAAUGACUUGCUAAAUACAGCAGCAUCCAAAUGCAGACCUAUGAGUACUGAGGAGAAGAUUGAACUCGGGAAGCGCAUCCGAAAGCUCCCGGAGGAGGCACUUAAUCGUGUCGCGGAGAUAAUUACGGCUAGGAAACUGGCGAAUCAGAAAUCUGAUCAAAUAACCUUGAAGUUGGGAGAAUUGGAUGAUGCAACUUUAUGGAGGCUGUAUAACCAUGUGGAGUAUGUGCUAAAAGAAAACAGGAUAUGA